This is a messenger RNA of Lemur catta (Ring-tailed lemur), 1682 nucleotides long. It is a transcript of the gene AVPR1A, whose product is annotated as arginine vasopressin receptor 1A. NCBI's taxonomy places the organism in Eukaryota, Metazoa, Chordata, Mammalia, Primates, Lemuridae. Gene Ontology annotation, molecular function: vasopressin receptor activity; peptide binding. The record is from RefSeq and is a predicted model, not a curated record. Gene Ontology annotation, cellular component: membrane. Gene Ontology annotation, biological process: positive regulation of vasoconstriction; regulation of systemic arterial blood pressure by vasopressin; G protein-coupled receptor signaling pathway. The transcript has 2 exons. The coding region runs from base 50 to 1291 and encodes 413 amino acids.
GCCCACGGCCUCCGAGGCGGGUAGAGAACGGCCCGCGCGGAGUCGUUGCAUGGACAGCAUGCGUUUCUCCAGAGGCUCCGACGUGGGGCCCUGGGGCAAUUCCAGCGGUGCCAACACAAGCCAGGAGGCCGAAGACCUCGGGGAAGGCGGCGGCCCGCGCGGGGACGUGCGCAACGAGGAGCUGGCCAAACUGGAGAUCGCCGUGCUGGCAGUGACUUUCGCGAUGGCCGUGCUGGGCAACAGCAGCGUGCUCCUGGCGCUGCACCGCACGCCGCGCAAGACUUCCCGAAUGCACCUCUUCAUCCGGCACCUCAGCCUGGCCGACCUGGCCGUCGCCUUCUUCCAGGUGCUGCCGCAGAUGUGCUGGGACAUCACGUACCGCUUCCGCGGACCCGACUGGCUGUGCCGCGUGGUGAAGCACCUGCAGGUGUUCGGCAUGUUCGCGUCGGCCUACAUGCUGGUGGUCAUGACCGCCGACCGCUACAUCGCUGUGUGCCACCCGCUCAAGACCCUGCAGCAGCCCGCGCGCCGCUCGCACCUCAUGAUAGCUGCCGCGUGGGUGCUCAGUCUCGUGCUCAGCACGCCACAGUACUUCGUCUUCUCCAUGAUCGAGGUGAACAAUGUCACCAAGGCCCGCGACUGCUGGGCCACCUUCAUUCAGCCCUGGGGUUCCCGCGCCUACGUGACCUGGAUGACGGGCGGCAUCUUUGUGGCACCAGUUGUCAUCCUGGGCACCUGCUACGGCUUCAUCUGCUAUAACAUCUGGCGCAACGUCCGCGGAAAAACUGCGUCGCGCCAGAGCAAGGGCGCAGAGGAAGCGAGUGGCGUCUUCCCAAAGGGGCGCCUGCUCGCCCCCUGUGUCAGCAGCGUGAAGACCAUUUCCCGCGCCAAGAUCCGCACGGUGAAGAUGACUUUCGUGAUCGUGACGGCUUACAUAGCCUGUUGGAUGCCUUUCUUUGUCAUCCAGUUGUGGUCAGUCUGGGAUGAGAAGUCGGUCUGGACUGAUUCAGAAAACCCUACCGUCACCAUCACUGCGUUGCUGGCUUCCUUGAAUAGUUGCUGCAAUCCAUGGAUAUACAUGUUUUUUAGUGGCCAUCUCCUGCAAGACUGUGUUCAAAGCUUCCCGUGCUGCCAAAACAUAAAGCAAAAAUUCAACAAAGAAGAUACAGACAGUAUGAGCAGAAGACAGACUUCUUACUCUAACAACCGAAGCCCGACAAACAGUACGGGUAUAUGGAAGGAUUCACCUAAAUCUUCCAAGUCCAUCAAAUUCAUUCCUGUUUCAACCUGAGCCCUGUGUUCAUGCAGCCUGACUCUUGUGAUUGACUUUUUAGCCCAUUAGCUGAAUUGAGCUAGAAAUCACAAGAACAAAUGAACUUUAUUAAGCUAAGCAUGAAUCAGUUCAUUGGGUACAAGACCAUGUUUCUAGUUGCAUUUUCACAUUGCUAUGGCAAAAAAACUAUGAAUUAUUUUAUACGGAGUAUUAUUAAUGAAAACACACUGCACUAAAAUGUGCAGGCCUAACUCCCAGAAAUAUAAUAGAAGUUAUAUUUCUGGAGGAAAAAUGAUAACUACCCUGGCUUUAUAUUCUGUUGUUGGUUUCUUUUAUUUUAUUUUUCCCCUCGAUAUAAGAAAGGCUUGAUUGGUUUGAAAGGCAAAUAAUGUAGGGGCACUAUUUCUGA